Messenger RNA from Physella acuta, 1847 nucleotides. Its product is annotated as lipoamide acyltransferase component of branched-chain alpha-keto acid dehydrogenase complex, mitochondrial. The record is from RefSeq and is a predicted model, not a curated record. Gene Ontology annotation, cellular component: cytoplasm; mitochondrion. NCBI's taxonomy places the organism in Eukaryota, Metazoa, Mollusca, Gastropoda, Physidae. Gene Ontology annotation, molecular function: acetyltransferase activity; lipoic acid binding.
ACUACUACUCUUCAAUGUUAUUUUAGUAGUUUUACUAGAUCUACUCCUUAGAUCUUGAAUCUGGAUGAAGUUCUAGUCUACAACUUGAAUCAAGAUCCUAACCACCUGAUUUUCCCCUAGCUCUUCUUAAUCUAUAGGCCUACUGUGAUACUCUAGAUUUAGAUCUAGAGGGAACCUAGAUCUAUCGGAUGGCGGCUCUCGUCGGAAGAAGAGUGGCACUGCAAAAAACCUUGCAAAAAAUUAUCACAGUGGUACUGAAGCAAGGACAAAGUUUUUCUGCGGGCCUUCCCAAACAGCUUGUGUGCUGCCAAUAUCACUGUCGUCAUGGAACUCUACUCUCAUCACUGCAGUCUCUUAGUUUUAAAAGGGACUUUCAAACAACAAAAGCACGAGCUGUUGUUGUACCAUAUAAACUGUCUGAUAUAGGAGAGGGAAUUCGAGAAGUUGUCGUUUUAGAGUGGUUUGUCAAGCCAGGGGACACUGUGAAACAGUUUGACAGCAUCUGUGAAGUGAAAAGUGACAAGGCUUCUGUGACCAUCACAAGCCGCUAUGAUGGUGUUGUACGCAGACUGUACCACGAGGUGGAUGCUAUAGCCCUAGUUGGACAGCCAUUGGUUGAUAUAGAGAUUGAAGGGGCUCAAGAGUUUACAAAACCAGAGGAGGAUGUAACAGAAUCAGAUUCUUCAAAAGCUUUGGAUGGCGUCAAGUCUCUGGCUACACCAGCAGUCAGAAGGCUUGCUAUGGAGAACAGUAUAAAACUAGCUGAUGUAAAAGGCACAGGGAAAGAUGGCAGAGUUUUGAAGGAGGAUGUUCUCAGGUUUCUGGAGGGAAAACAAGCUCCUGUAGCUCCCACUCUGUGUGUCACUCCUCCACCUGCUCCACCUGCUCCACCUGCUCCAGCAGCGGCUCCAGCACAAGUCCAGACAGCAGACAGCCCAGCUCCACCAAAGCCUAGAACUGCCCCAGGACCACUGACUGUCAAGACUCCCCCAGCCACGGGCCCUGUUGUGGGUCAGGACAAGACCGUCCCUCUAAAAGGUGUGACCAAGGCCAUGGUGAAGAUAAUGAGUGAAGCCCUGAAGAUCCCACAGUUUGGGUACUAUGAUGACGUUGAUGUCAGCCAGUUGGUUGCUCUCAGGAAAAGAUUAAAAGCCAUGGCAGAGCAGCGAGGCAUUCAGCUCACAUACAUGCCCAUAUUUAUCAAGGCUGCGUCGCUGUCGCUGCUGCAGUACCCUGUACUCAACUCCUCCCUGGAUGCUGCCUGUGAAAACAUCAUCUACAAGGGCUCCCACAACAUUGGAGUUGCCAUGGAUACACCUGAAGGCCUGCUUGUACCCAGCAUUAAAAACGUUCAGGCUCUCUCCAUCUUUGACAUAGCUGUUGAACUGAACCGCCUGCAAAACUUGGGCUUGGCUGGUAAACUUGGCACAGCAGAGCUGUCAGGAACAACAUUCAGUUUAUCUAACAUUGGAAGUAUUGGUGGUACCUACGCCAGGCCUGUGAUUCUCCCACCUAAUGUUGCUAUUGGCGCCAUUGGCAAAAUUCAGGUGCUGCCACGUUUUGAUGAAGAGGGCCAGUUGAAGAAAGUUCACGUGCUGAAUGUCAGCUGGAGCGCAGACCAUCGUGUGAUAGAUGGCGCCACUAUAGCCAGGUUCUCCAACCUAUGGAAGUCCUACCUGGAGGACCCCACCACUUUUCUGCUCAGUUUGAAAUAAAAGCUGAGUGGGAGUGGACCAUUGGGGGGGUGGGGAGGCUCACUGACACCACCCAGCCACCCAUUGGUCACUUUAUCUAACCAGAGAUUUUCUCAGCUUGAUAGAUAUUACACAGUCUGGCAACAUUUUCUC